AUGUGCUUCGUGAUCAACCGCGGUUCUUGGGAUCCGAAUGGUGUUAGUGCAAUUGAUCAAAAACGGCUAAAAGAAAAAUUUGCGAACAAGGAAACCAAGAGAAAGGAAGCAGCUUUGAAGAAACCUGAAUGGCUGAAGGAAUGGACUAUCAGCAAAGGAUGGGUACAUAAUAAAAGUCAUCUUUUAGAGUUGGGUAGGAAGAGAGUGUAA
This is a messenger RNA of Diabrotica balteata, 210 nucleotides long. NCBI's taxonomy places the organism in Eukaryota, Metazoa, Arthropoda, Insecta, Coleoptera, Chrysomelidae. The record is from the annotation of a GenBank genome assembly.